UUAGCAACGGCAGAACGAAACUGCCGCUCGUCAACAACAAUCAUCGCCGCGUCUCAUUGUCCAGAAUCGUUGAGAUCGGCGCGCUCGAUCGACGACGGCCCCAAAGAGAGAAAUUACGUGCAACGUUCGGCCGCUAAGGGGAUGAAAAGAUCGGUAGUAAUGAUGCCUUCUUGGAUUCUUUUCGGUUUAUUUUCCUUGGUUCACGGUCAGCUGGAUAUACCGUCCUUGAAUGAGAAUUCUCGCGAUAAUUUUGGCAGGCGAUUUCCACCUACGGAAGCCGAGUUGCAAGACAUUUUAGCCAGAUUGGACUUCCUUGGUACCGAGAGAUGCAGCGCAAACGUGGCUGCGCAAUGGUCCUACGAAACGGACGUGAACGAAUACACUCAGAUACAGGCGCUCGAAGCUCAGAGAAUAUACGCAGACUUUCAGAAUCAGGCUUGGUUCCUGAUUUCGAGGAUCGAUAAAAAUAAUAUCAGAGAUCCUGUGAUCAGAAGACGUCUCAGAUAUUUGUCUGUGGUUGGUCCAUCGGCUCUUCCACCGGAUCAAUUGGACAGGUACAAUCGCGUGAUCAACGAUAUGCUGGCAGUGUACAACGAGGCUACCAUUUGCGCGUACAACGAUCCCUUCCGGUGCGGGCUGCGGCUGUAUCCAGAUAUAUCGCAGAUCAUGGCGAAAAGUCGCAACUGGGAUGAGUUGCAAUAUGUUUGGACGGAAUGGAGAAGACGUAGCGGCAUGAGGAUCAAGGAUCUAUAUCAACAACUUGUCACAUUGAACAAUGAGGCAGCUAAACUAAACAAUUUCACCGACGCGGCAGAAUAUUGGAUGUUUCCUUACGAAUCUCCCAAUCUGCAACAAGAUAUCGAUGAAAUUUGGGAAAUGAUACGUCCCCUUUACGAAGAAUUACACGCGUAUAUUCGAAGGAAAUUAAGGGACUUGUACGGACCCGAGAAGAUCGGCACUCAUGCUCUUCUUCCAGCUCAUAUUCUUGGAAAUAUUUGGGCUCAGUCAUGGACUAACAUUAUCGAUAUCACGAUUCCAUAUCCGGGAAAAAAUAACCUAGAUGUGACGCAGGAAAUGCAGGCCCAAGGUUACACACCUAUCGAGAUGUUCAGAAUCGCCGAGGAAUUUUACUUAUCUUUGAACCUGAGCGCCAUGCCACCGGAAUUCUGGGCCGGAAGUAUAAUCGUCGACCCUGGAGAUCGACCUUUGAUUUGCCAGGCUUCCGCUUGGGACUUCUGCAAUCGUCUGGAUUACAGGAUCAAGAUGUGCACCAAAGUCACCAUGAAGGAUUUAAUCACAGUGCAUCACGAGAUGGCUCAUAUCGAAUAUUUCUUACGAUACAGCGGAUUAACUCGUGAAUUCAGGGAUGGCGCCAAUCCAGGAUUCCACGAAGCCGUGGGUGAAGCCGUGGCCCUCAGCGUCUCCACUCCUCGCCAUCUUCAGACUCUAAGUUUGGGUAACAAGUAUAUCGACGAGUCUACAACGGAUAUCAAUUACCUGUUCACUCUUGCCAUGGAUAAAUUGGUGAUGUUGCCGUUCAGCAUCGUAAUGGACAGGUGGCGGUGGGACGUGUUCCGCGGUUACGUCACCAGGGAAGACUACAACUGUCAUUGGCACAGGUUGAUGGAGCAAUACGCCGGUAUCAAGCCCCCUGUUUUGAGAUCGGAGGACGAUUUCGAUCCUGGCGCUAAAUAUCACGUUCCUGCAAAUAUCCCGUACAUUCGGAAUUUCGUGGCAGGGGUUCUUCAGUUCCAACUGUAUCGCGCGUUGUGUCAGGCCGCUGGACAAAGGAGCGUGGACGAUUUUAGGAGGCCUCUUCACAGGUGCGAUUUCUACAGGAGCCCGGAAGCUGGAAGAAUUUUAGGAAAAAUCAUGGAGAGGGGCUCCUCGGUGCCUUGGCAGGAGACGCUUCAAGAAGCCAUCGGUGAGGACAGAUUGGACGCGACUGCCCUCAGAGAAUACUUCAGGCCCCUCGAAGAUUGGCUGAGAACGGAAAACUUGAGGACCGGCGACGUGGUCGGAUGGUCUUACGACGGAGAUUAUUGCAAGCGCAGCAUCGAGACCGCCGGUCUCCAGGUCUAUGGAAGCGGAUUCUACAACGGCGGAGUUUCGUUCACCACUACGAAAGCUGCUUUACCAACGAUUUUUUCGAUCCUACUCACAAUUUUGAUACUUUGUUAAGGAAGAAACAGUGUGGAACAGUGGGUAAAGCUUCCACGAUCGAGAUCGUUUAAGGAUAUUUUUUUCCGCCAAGAACGAUCGAUACUUUUAUUACAGGAGCCAAAACCAGAAACCAAACAGAACACCAAAAUAUUAUAGGAUUCUUGUUAAAUACUGUAAAAUAUAAUAAAUAGAUCACGCGAUUUUUAAGUGAAAUAUUCCUCGUUUAAAAGAUAUAUUUAUAAUAAUUGAGA
Messenger RNA from Apis dorsata (giant honeybee), 2414 nucleotides. RefSeq names its product angiotensin-converting enzyme (gene Ance-3). Gene Ontology annotation, cellular component: plasma membrane. Bases 142 to 2181 code for a protein of 679 amino acids. Gene Ontology annotation, biological process: proteolysis. The transcript has 13 exons. Lineage: Eukaryota; Metazoa; Arthropoda; Insecta; Hymenoptera; Apidae. Gene Ontology annotation, molecular function: metallopeptidase activity; peptidyl-dipeptidase activity. The record is from RefSeq and is a predicted model, not a curated record.